UGCAAAAACCUCAAUAACUUAUCACCACCAUCUUAUAUAACUCUCAAACAAAUACCACCCACCAAGAACAAAUAUUCUCAUCCAUUUCAAAAUCUUUUGGAAAAAAAAAAAGAGAUUUUUUUUUAAUUUUAUUUUACGGUGAUGAAGAAAUGGAAUAUCUUAUCGGAAAGGCCGUGGUUCCUGGGCUUGGGCCUGGCCUGUCUGAUCGCCGGGGCGCUUCUGAUAACCAGCUUCUUGAGAGUCGAUGACGUCAGCUCGAGAUUGUGCUCCUUAACGGGCGCUCAGAUCAAAACCGUUGAUCAGGAAAACUAUACGGCCACGCCGACGCAGCUCCAGGCAAUCCUCCACUACGCGACGUCGAAGGUGGUGCCCCAACAAUCACUUGGCGAGAUAACGGUGUCGUUUAACGUCAUCAAAUCCCGGGAGGGCGGCUUUGGGGCGCCCUUCAACUUCCUGGUAUUUGGGCUGGGCCACGACUCUCUCAUGUGGGACUCGUUUAAUCCACGUGGCACAACGCUAUUCCUGGAGGAGGACCCGAGGUGGGUCCAGACCGUUCUCCAGAAGGCCCCCAACCUCCGGGCUCACCACGUCCGGUACCGGACCCAGCUCCGCCAAGCCAACGAGCUCUUGUCGUCGUACCGCGCCGAGCCGAGAUGCGCGCCGACUGAGGCGGCGGCGCUGCGGGGGAACGUGCGGUGUCGGCUCGCGCUGGAUAACCUCCCGGAGGAGGUGUACGAGAGGGAGUGGGACCUGAUCAUGAUCGACGCGCCCCGGGGUUACUUCCCGGAGGCGCCGGGGAGGAUGGCUGCGAUAUUCUCGGCGGCGGUUAUGGCUCGAAACCGGCGGGGAUUGGGUCCCACGCACGUGUUCCUCCACGACGUCGAUCGGAGGGUGGAGAAGACCUUCGCGGAGGAGUUCCUCUGCAGGAAGUAUUUGGUCAAUGCCGUCGGUAGACUCUGGCACUUUGAGAUCCCGUCCGCCGUCGCUGCUAACGUGAGCCUGCCCGGCGCAACCGGGGCCACUUUUUGUUAAUGUGAGCCGGCGUCAUCAGAUGAGUUCGAAAGCGUACGUACGUGAGUUUAUUUUUUAAAAAUUAUUUUUAACACGAUGUAUGAUCUUAUUAUUAAGUAAUACUACUACUUAUAUUUGAUUAUUAGGGGCUCUUUAUUGCUAUUUUUUUUUUUCCCUUGGUGGAAGGAGAUUUAUGAUUUACUGCCCUGUUGUUAUAGCGAAAAGAAAGAGCACCAAGUUCUGACGGUGUAUAUUGUAGAAGAGGAGUAUAUUUGACAUUUUCUAAAGAA
Morus notabilis is the source of this 1301-nucleotide messenger RNA. RefSeq names its product probable methyltransferase At1g27930. Gene Ontology annotation, biological process: xylan biosynthetic process. The transcript has a single exon. The record is from RefSeq and is a predicted model, not a curated record. Bases 142 to 1032 code for a protein of 296 amino acids. NCBI's taxonomy places the organism in Eukaryota, Viridiplantae, Streptophyta, Magnoliopsida, Rosales, Moraceae.